This is a messenger RNA of Cladocopium goreaui, 1371 nucleotides long. NCBI's taxonomy places the organism in Eukaryota, Dinophyceae, Suessiales, Symbiodiniaceae. The record is from the annotation of a GenBank genome assembly.
GUAGAACUGACAUCUGAGAAGCUACAGGAACGCCUGGCUACAGGUGCCCGUGUGGCACAACUUGAGCUAAAGGGCGAGCGCUUGCAUUUCAGACUGUUGGAGGGUCAGGGUCCUCAAACCGGCUGGGCAUCACUGAAGCUAAAGGAAAAGCUGUUGCUGAAGCCAUGUUCAGACGAACUUCCAAAGGAAGUCACAUCAGAUCUCCCGUCCCUUUUCGGUGGCUUUCGCGGCAUAGAACGCAUGGCUUUGCCUCCACAUGUGCGACUACGAGUGGCUACGAUCAGUGACAUCCAUGUGGACCAGAAGGCCAACAUGGAAUGGUUUCAGAAGCACCUGCCAAAGAAGUCGCCAGAGACCUUCAAUGUCCUGGUACUGCCAGGAGAUGUUUCGGAUGACCUGGAGGUCUUCAAAGAAGCCAUGAAGAUGUUUACGGCCAGUUUUGACCUGGUGUGCUAUACUCCUGGGAAUCAUGAUCUUUGGCUAAGGAAGAAAGGCCACCUGGAUAGUUUACAGAAGCUGCGCAGCCUCUACGGCCUUUGUGAUGCCUUGGGCGUUCGCGUGGGCCCUGUGCAACUGGAGUGCGGCUCUAGAAAGGUGAUGCUAGUUCCUUUGCUCUCGUUCUACACCUCCGACUGGGACAAAGAGCCCGAGCUGCCAUGGUGUCCAGAGCAGCAGAAGGAAAUGGUGGCCUGGAUGGACUUUCGCGUGAUGAAAUGGCCACAGGAGAUUCAGCAGGAGGUGGUGCGUCGGGAAGGGCGCUUCCAAUUUGGAAAGGAAGGGACCUCCAAGACUCUCAGUGAGCUUUUCGCCCAGAUGAACGAGCCGGUGCUGGAUGAGGUCGGCGCAAUGGAAGGAACAAUUUUCUCCUUCUCCCACUAUUUGCCCCGACAGGAAUUGUUUCCGGAAAAGCGUUUCUUGCUGGAUUCCUGUCUUCACAAAGUGUCCGGUUCCAUGGCAUUGGAAGAACAGAUUCGUCGCUUGAAGCCCGCUGUGCACAUCUUCGGGCACACACAUCUCACAGUGGACCUGGUUUUGGAAGACCAGCGGUAUCUACAGUGGGCUUUGGGCGCGCCACGUGAACAAGCCGCCAUGAGUCGGGCGGUUGCUGACACCGGCCUGUUGGUGCUGUAUGAUUCUGACUCAGAUCAUCCAGUUGUACCAGUGCAGGAGACCUUUUGGGGACGCUACUUCAACGCCGGCAAGCGCGACCCGCAGCAGAUGUGCCCCGCUCCAUUCGUCCGGAAGUAUUUCGCCCAGAUGUUUAAGGAUGUGAAGCUGCCAUACGACGAUGUCUUCUUUCAGACGACGCCAAACCCAGGGAGUCCCAUCGAGAGUUACGAUGGCCUUUUUGAGCCACGCUGGCGCAUGUGA